Talaromyces atroroseus is the source of this 2919-nucleotide messenger RNA. RefSeq lists its product as hypothetical. The transcript has 4 exons. Gene Ontology annotation, cellular component: plasma membrane. Gene Ontology annotation, biological process: proton transmembrane transport; regulation of intracellular pH. Gene Ontology annotation, molecular function: P-type proton-exporting transporter activity; ATP hydrolysis activity; ATP binding. Bases 1 to 2919 code for a protein of 972 amino acids. The record is from RefSeq and is a predicted model, not a curated record. NCBI's taxonomy places the organism in Eukaryota, Fungi, Ascomycota, Eurotiomycetes, Eurotiales, Trichocomaceae.
AUGUCUGAGAAUCCAAGGGGAUCCAGCGAUGUGGAACAGCAACAGUCCCGUACCUCACGACGCAUGUCUCGUGCUGAACGAAGAAUUUCACGGGCUAUCAGUGUUGCCAAUGACCAGAGCCUUGAUGAGUACGAAAGGCUGGUCAGAUAUGUAUCCGUCUACAGAGAGCCAGGGACUUCUGAGAUUGAAGAAGAAGGGGGAGAGAUGAAGCGUGUAUGGUAUACACCUUGGAAGAAAAAAUGGGUACCCUCAAACGAGGCGAUGGAAGCAAGACAGCGAUUGCCAGACGACUGGCUUAUUACAGAUAUAAAACGAGGUCUAUCCGAAGAAGAAAUUACCAACCGACGUCAUCGAACUGGGUGGAAUGAAUUGAUAUCACAAAAGGAAAAUCCAAUAGCGAAGUUCAUGUCCUACUUUCAAGGCCCUAUUUUGUAUGCCGGUCUCAAAGAUUGGGUCGAUUUUGGCGUUAUCAUCGGUAUACUUUUCCUCAACGCCUCAGUGGGAUGGUAUCAAGAAAAGCAAGCUGCGGAUGUAGUGGCAAGCCUCAAGGGUGACAUUGCAUUACGAUGCACAGUAGUUCGCAACGGUCGAGAAUGUGAAGUAUUAGCUCGUGAACUGGUUCCAGGUGAUGUGGUGAUUGUUCAAGAAGGAACCGUUGUUCCCGCUGACGCCAAAGUUAUAUGUGGAUACGAUGAUCCAGAUGGUUUCGAGGCCUUCAAGAGAAUGGAGGCAGAAGGAGCUCUCGAUGAGUCAUCAGGAGAGGAAGAAGAAAAAGAAUGUGGUCAAGAACGAGAAGAAGAUGAGAACCUAGCCGAUGGCGACCAAAACAAGGAGAAAAAGGGAGAGGAAUCCGGGAAAGAAGACGAGGAAAAAGAGAGUCGAAAAGGAUAUCCAAUUCUGGCCUGUGACCACUCAGCUAUUACCGGUGAAUCCCUUGCUGUCGACCGGCAUAUGGGAGAGUUGGUCUACUAUACGACACACUGCAAACGAGGAAAAGCUUACACGGUUGUGCAGACACCAGCAAAGACUUCCUUUGUUGGAAGAACUGCGAGCAUGGUAGCAGGUGCAGGUGAUAAGGGCCAUUUUGAAAUAGUCAUGGAUAACAUUGGCUCUUCGCUUCUAGUCUUGGUGAUGGCAUGGAUCCUUGCUGCUUGGAUUGGCGGUUUCUUUCGGCAUGUUCCGAUUGCAAGCCCCGGAAAACAGACUCUAUUGGAAUAUACCCUGGUACUACUGAUUAUCGGAGUCCCAGUCGGUUUGCCUGUUGUCACUACUACGACCAUGGCUGUUGGAGCGGCUUAUCUUGCCCGUAGGAAGGCAAUUGUACAAAAGCUAACAGCCAUAGAGUCACUCGCGUCUCUGGAUCCUAUUGACAAAGUGACCCUUCUGACGCUCAAACAAUACCCAAAGGCAAAAGAGAUCCUUCGGUCUGGCUGGAAGACGGAAAAGUUCACGCCAUUUGAUCCUGUCUCAAAAAGGAUUGUUACAGUCUGCACAUGUGAUGGUGUCCGAUAUACAUGCACUAAAGGCGCGCCAAAAGCGGUGCUCGGCUUGACCAAGUGUUCUCAAAGGACUGCAGAUUUAUACAGGAAGAAAUCACAAGAAUUCGCCCAUCGUGGUUUCCGCUCACUGGGAGUGGCAGUACAAAAAGAAGGUGAAGAUUGGAGAUUACUGGGAAUGAUGCCAAUGUUUGAUCCACCCCGUGAGGAUACCGCUCAGACAAUUUCCGAGGCCCAAGCCCUUGGUAUCAGCGUAAAGAUGCUUACUGGAGACGCUAUUGCGAUUGCAAAAGAGACAUGCAAAAUGCUUGCAUUAGGCACAAAGGUCUAUAAUUCGGAACGAUUAAUUCAUGGCGGUCUGAGUGGCGCGAUGGCUCAUGAUUUGGUUGAAAAAGCGGACGGUUUUGCAGAGGUGUUUCCUGAGCACAAAUAUCAAGUUGUUCAAAUGCUCCAAGAACGUGGACAUCUCACGGCAAUGACAGGAGACGGUGUGAAUGAUGCACCGUCUCUUAAAAAGGCAGACUGUGGCAUAGCUGUUGAAGGGGCUUCAGAAGCAGCACAGUCAGCUUCAGACAUUGUUUUCUUGGCACCGGGCCUUUCAACGAUUAUCGACUCAGUAAAAGUGGCUCGACAGAUCUUUCAUCGGAUGAAAGCGUACAUUCAAUACCGGAUCGCGUUGUGUUUGCAUUUGGAAAUCUAUCUGGUCUCGACAAUGAUUAUUCUGAAUGAGACUAUUCGGGUUGAGCUGAUUGUCUUUUUGGCAUUAUUUGCCGAUUUGGCGACAGUGGCAGUAGCCUAUGACAACGCAUCAUUUGAGCUAAGACCAGUGGAAUGGCAGCUACCAAAAAUAUGGUUUAUAUCGAUCGUUUUGGGUAUUCUAUUGGCUGCGGGAACCUGGAUAAUUCGGGGUACGAUGUUUCUUUCCGACGGUGGUAUCAUUCAAAAUUGGGGCUCAAUUCAAGAGGUUCUUUUCCUUGAAGUGGCACUCACCGAGAACUGGUUGAUUUUUGUAACUAGAGGAGCAGACACCUUACCCUCGAUUCCGUUAGUUGGCGCAAUAGUUGGCGUUGAUAUUUUAGCUACGAUCUUUUGCCUUUUCGGGUGGUUUACCAAUCAAAACAUGAGAACGCAUCCUGGCGAUCGGUUCCGGGAGACACAUAAUGGCUGGACGGAUAUUGUCACCGUGGUACGAAUUUGGGGCUACUCUCUGGGAGUGACAAUUGUGAUUGCUUUGGUUUAUUUCACACUCAACAAACUCGAAUGGCUAAACAACCUAGGGCGCAAGUCUAGAAACAAGGGUGACAUUCAGAUGGAAAAUAUGCUCGGUCACCUUUCUCGAGUUACUAUUGAACAUGAACAACAUGGUGAACUGAAGGGACGGUACUUUUUGAGCGCGGCUCGAGAGGAGGAAGAGGCUGAAUGA